CGGUGAUUGAGUUACACUUAUUAUAGUUGUGAAAGUGUUUAUAAACUUCCAAAAACUUAUUAAAGCAGUAAAUAUAUAAAUAUCGAGAUAAUAUGAUAGGCAUACGGUCUCUAAAGUUAACACCGCGAAAGAAUCAUGUGAUAUGCACAUCAGCUUUCUUCCUUCGAUUAGGAUGCGCAAAGUACAUACCCAACUAUCAUGCACAACAUCGUUUUUCACACAUUCCAAAUAAACAGAAUAUUAAUCCCAAACAAACAAUUUUCUACGCAUUUUUAACACUUGGUGGUGUAAUCGGCGGUUUUGCCCUGUACGAACACAAAUAUAAACUAUUUCGAGUAAAAUUGGACGGAAUUCAUAUUGAUGAAAUCUCAAGCACAGAAUCAAAAGAAGAACAACCAGACUGGCAUAUGAAUGCACGAUCUGAUUUGCCAACAUAUAAUAUGGAUGAAGUGCAAGAUCAUUGUAAUAUUGAAAAGCGUAUUUGGGUAACUUAUGGAAUUGGUGUAUAUGACAUAACAGACUUCAUUGCAAAACAUCCAGGUGGUGAUAAUAUUAUGUUGGGAGCGGGCAGUGCAAUUGACCCAUUUUGGGCUAUUUAUCAGCAACAUAAUAACAAAGAAAUUUUAACCCUUUUGGAGUUUUAUCGUAUUGGAAACUUAAGUCCAGACGAUACGAUAAGCACAGAUGAUAUGGGUUCCCCAUGGGCUAAUGAGCCCAAACGUCAUCCAGUGCUUAAACCAGCAUCAACUAGGCCAUUCAACGGAGAGCCGCCAUUAAAGCUUCUCGUACAAAAUUUUAUUACCCCAAAUGCAUUUUUUUAUGUUAGAAAUCAUUUACCAGUUCCUUUUAUUGAUGCCAAUAACUACGAACUUGAAAUUGCUAUUGAAACGACAAAAUCGGGAACGAAGGAACAAGUCAAAACAUUGACUUUGCAAGAUAUCAAAGGUUUGCCAAAAUACACAGUUACUGCAGCCAUAAUGUGCGGUGGUAACCGCCGCUCUGAAAUGACAAAGGUGAAAUCUGUUAAAGGCCUUUCUUGGAACGCAGGUGCAGUGGGUAAUGCAACAUGGUCGGGAGCUCGCCUACGUGACCUUCUUUUGGAAAUGGGGGUCAAACCAAAUGAAAACUUGCAUGUUGUUUUAGAAGGAGCCGACCUCGAUCCUACUUCGCAUCCUUAUGGCGCAUCUAUUCCACUUUCCAAAGCAUUAGAUGAACGUGGUGAUGUCAUACUUGCAUAUGAAAUGAAUGGUAAAACUCUAAGUCGUGACCACGGAUACCCUUUGCGAUGCAUUGUACCCGGAAAUGUAGGUGCGCGUAAUGUCAAAUGGUUAACUCGUAUCGCAGUCUCUGAAGCUGAAUCUAACUCACAUUGGCAGCAGAGUGAUUAUAAAGGAUUCAGUCCAAGUACGGACUGGGAUACAGUUGAUUUUACGAAAUCCCCAGCCAUACAGGCAAUGCCAGUCACGUCUGCAAUAUGUAGCCCCAUGGAAGGCGAAGUACUCAAAAUACCAGCUGACGGAUAUCUAACUGUACACGGAUAUGCAUGGUCAGGUGGAGGUCGCCGCAUUGUACGGGUUGAUUUGACCGCUGAUCGGGGCAAAACUUGGCAUGUUGCACAAAUUCAACAAGAGGAUCAGCCUGAUGGCCGCCAUUACGGUUGGUCUCUAUGGACUGGUCGAAUCAAAAUGGAACCCACAUCUACUGGAGAAGUGGAAAUUUGGGCUAAAGCGGUUGAUUCUGCGUACAAUGUUCAACCAGAAACCUUUGAAAAUAUAUGGAACUUACGUGGUGUACUUGCAAAUGCCUACCAUCGCAUAAAGAUUAAAAUCAUGUAAUUAUAAAUGAAGAAAAAGCGUAUAUAUAAACAAAAUAAAUAUUAAUAAAUUAGCGCAGUAAC
This is a messenger RNA of Bactrocera tryoni, 1897 nucleotides long. It is a transcript of the gene shop, whose product is annotated as sulfite oxidase, mitochondrial. The transcript is spliced from 3 exons. The record is from RefSeq and is a predicted model, not a curated record. NCBI's taxonomy places the organism in Eukaryota, Metazoa, Arthropoda, Insecta, Diptera, Tephritidae. The coding region runs from base 93 to 1835 and encodes 580 amino acids. Gene Ontology annotation, cellular component: mitochondrion. Gene Ontology annotation, molecular function: heme binding; molybdenum ion binding; molybdopterin cofactor binding.